AUGAUUGUUGGAGUGAAUGCUGGUGAGUACUUAUAGGAAAAUUCAAUCCACAAAUUUAUCGUUACUAUUAAUACAAGAUACAGUUAUUGUUAGAUAUAACGACCGGUUGAAUGGCUGAGAUACAUCUAAUACUGCCUAUAGCCCUCAAUAUCCAAUAUAUCUUUCAUUUCCAGAUUAAGCACUUUAAACCUAGCCUGAUUCUCAGACGCUCCAGGUUGCUCGCGGUCACGCACUAUUUCCAGUCCACCGCGAGCGACCUGGAGAAUCAGAAUCAGGAUCAGGCUACUUUAGGCCCCGAUUUGAUUCGUUAUAGUCAAUAGUGUACACGUACAGCGGUGUCACCGCCGCAUUCUCCUGUAAGCUUGUGGUACAUAAUGAGCAGUCUGGUAGCCUUUUUCUCAUGAAAGAUACAGACCUGUGAGAGAAGAGGAAAGGAAGAAAGGAACAAAUGAACCUGAUCCGAAGGAGGCGCCGUGAAACAGAGAACGGGCAAUAAGAAGGACGGCGUGAUGCCAUUAAAAUCACCCACGUGUCAGUCUAUCGAAAUUAUUAUCAAUUCACUGUGACUUUAUUUUACUCCUUUUAAUGCUUGCUUGAGUGUGACUUCUUAAGUAACGUAUUAAGUGUAACCACUGCGACAUUUAUUGUAAACAGUAAGCCCCAAGGGUAAUCUUUUUCCCGCCCAUAGUGAAUUGUCAUUAUGCUCGUCAUAGUUUUAUGUAAAGAAAAUAAGUCACGUUCCGGUUUUAAGGGGUUUCUAAGGCUUGAAUAUACCAUUUUCCAACUAAUUAUUCUUCAUUAUUAUGAAUACAGUCGUUGAUAAUUAAAGAGCCUAACCAGUAUUGUGGGAAGUGGUGAGUUUGAAUCCCGUCGGGCUUUCAGGCCGCAGUCACUUAAGCUGGAUAGCCUUAUAUCCACCGGGUAAAUUACUAUCCAGUAGGAAAAACCAAUUGCGCUAUCCGGUGGAAAACAUUAUCCAACUUUUAUGCUGAGGCCAGUUUAGUUUUUUCUCCCACGUAGAGCGAUGAGACUGUUUUAUCUUUCCCGAAACGAAAGUUGUUAUUACGUCUUCUAGCAUGUCCAAAUAUGCAAGUCCUCCGAGGGUCGUCAGGUGUCAUCACAAGUCCUUAUUACCCCAGCAAUUAUCACAAUGGCCAUAGUUGCACCUGGAAAAUCACUGGACGAUCGGGAGACCGAGUCAAGUUGGUCAUUCAGGAUGCGCAAAUAGAAGGUUGUCCAUGGGACUAUAUAGUAAUUAGCAAUGGUUACGUACAGAGCAGCGGUUUAAAUCCUGGGACAAUAUGUUCGUCACUCGGCAGACCAAUGACUAUUAUUUCAUCCGGUGAAACCCUAACAGUGCAUUUCCGCACUGAUGGCAGUGUAACACGCCGUGGAUUUAGGGCAAUCUACACAAUACUACGUAACGGUAAGUGAUAACAGCCCUUUCUGAUCUGCUUUGAAGGUAAAGAGUCCUUAUUUAACGUCGGUAGCUGGAAAUAGUCACCUGGGCCUGGUCCCUGAAAGGCCUAUUAUCGUUAAUUCACGAUUAAAAUUAUGUUCCGUUUUUGUAUUUUACAUUCUUAUGUAUUUCUUAGGGUAACAUUUUGUGUUAUCAUCACUGUAUCUCGUAGUUAAGGCUCAACGGUAUUUUGUAACCUCGAGUUGCAUGUUAUUAGAAGAGAAAACUGUUCUUGCAUUGAAAGUUGGCUUAAUCCUGGGUUAAACUAGACCAUCUUUCGAGAAACCGGGCCCUGACUAACAAACCUGGGGGCGGCGGUGCGUUCAUUUUACCCACCCCCCCCCUUCUCUCCAUCAUUUAGAUCUUACUUUCUAAGUGACUGUCGUGCGCAUUUGAACAUUUUUAUGGAAAAUUACGCAAUUAAAAGGUGUUAUUAUUAUUAUUAUUAUUAUUUAUAAUAAUGAAUUACUUUGAGGCAGGCAACGACUUUCCAAAUAGAAUUGGAAUUUUGAUGGCUCUUUUGAAGUUCAGAGGGAACGUGUUCCAUCCCACGCUUGACCUCCUGACGGAAAAACUGACCUGCAUUCCAGUGAAGCCGAUAUUUGUUUUAAUGGCGCUUUUGUGCCACUUGUCCCGACUACUCCUUAGUUGUCCAAUCUCAGGUGCAUGAUGUAUGGAUUUGGCCUUGCCUUUAUCUUACUCGCCUUAUUGGUGAGUGAUAAGUAAGUAGAGAAUUGAACUCACGAACUUGGUCGUCUAAAUCAUCAGCUAGGUGAAAUGGAGCACUAGCCAAUUCCUCAAAAAAUUUAGCAUAAGUAUAAUUGUUAUAGUUUCUUGCGGUGAUGCAUGAGCAACGCGGCUUAGGUGCUUUCAGCUUUAACUUUUCUUUGACCUGGGUGGAUUAUUUACGGUAUCAAAUUAAGAGAAGAACAAAAAUUUGACAAGGUACGACCGUCACCAAUUAUAAUGUCUUCCAUGUCCACCAUUAGUCCACAAAAGCUUUUUCAGGUCUUCAAGAAAGCCUUUAGGCACAUUUGGAAGUCUACUGACUGUGCACAGAAGGAAUGAUUUUAGCUUUCUGUACUGUACCUAUAACCAGAGUUGUUGGUAGUUAGAGUCGGAAACUGCUGAAUAUUCUGUAACAAUACAUACUUUGUAAACAUCAGUUCCACCACCAGUCUUAUGCAUUACGCGGUCCUGUCUGAAGAGAACUUAACCAGGAAUAUGCAUGUCAGUGUCACUAGUCGAACGGUUCGGCCAAGCCUCCGAGACUGUAAAAGUAUCAAAAUCAUUCGAAGACGUCGUCUGGGUGGUGAGAUGGAAAUUAUCAUGCGAUACCAUCAAGCGAACAUUCAAUGGGCAAUGGUAACACGUUUUUAGAUAGGAACCUAUCGGCUACUGUGCUAUCUGAUCGUAGCCAUUCACGCUUCAAUCUGCAGUCUCAAUUCCACUGUCUCUGUUGUCGAUGUUGUUAGGGCGAAUUUUAUAGACCACCUCAUCAAAAUUUCGUGGGUCAGUAGCUUUCUUCUUCCGCACUAAGUGUGAUCUAACUGUUUGUAGCAAACAACGGGGAAGUUUAAACAGCCUUUUGACGUAUGACAGAAUUGCUAUAUAUUUAAUUUUCGGGGGGUUGGAAGGGGGUUUGGGUUUAGGGUGGGUUGAAAUCCGAGAGCCAGUGAACUUAUAAAGAACCCAAGUCCAUGACGCCUCGCUGACUACGAUUAAAAAUGCUGCUAGAAGAUUCUUUUUCUUGACCACGCAUUAGCGAGGUUAUGCAUUUAGUUUUGCUGAUCCUUGCAAAACGCAGGACUUAUUUAACCUAGUAAACAGAGAAUGAACUGAGUCUUUUAUUGUUUUUCAAAGUUGGUAAGGUAGUACGCAAGCAAGCGGUAAAGCGAUGCGACUAUGAAAAGCGAGGACGGCAAUUCGAGGGGAAAAUGUGAGGCUGGUCCCAAAUCCAGAGUUAAUAACUAUGCGUUAAAUGGGUUUAUGUGCCUUUCCCGUCUCUUCGCGAGCAUUGGCUAUUUUCAACUCUUGACUGUUUUUUGUUCGCGACAGACCAGGAAAAAAGAGAGACUUGUUCUCUAGUAUUUGUCUUGCCUAGAUAGCCAAUAGACGGAAAUUUAGAUGCAUGACCACAAAAAUCUGUGUAAAACGCUACAUUUUGACAAAGGAAAUAGCCUAACUUACCAUGAAAUCCUCCUUCGUUGUCAUUGAAGUUGAAGCUGAGCGCCUGUCAGCGUCGUGGAUAUCAUGGGUUAAGUUUAAUAGUUUAAUAAUUCUUUUUACCAAUGUACAAAAUAAAAAUAUAUAUACAUAUAUAAAAGUACAAUAGGUAAAGGAAAGCAAUAGGGGGAAACUGAAUUCCCAUAUAAAAACUGCCCUCCAAAACGAAAGGAUAAAACAAUUAAGAAUAGAAGACUAAUACAUUACUAUACUAUGUGUCAUUUAUCCUUCGAUUUUUCACGCAAUGAACUGUCUUGUCAUCCAGCGUGUCCAAAUAUGGCAACCCUGACAGGGACUUCAGGCAUCAUCAAAAGUCCAUUUUACCCAGGAUAUUAUGGUAAUGGCCAGACAUGCAGCUGGAAAAUCACAGCAAGUAGCGGAAAACGCGUGAAGUUGGUCAUUACAGACAUGGACAUAGAACUCGGUGGAAGUAANCUGCAUUGUUUCGGCAAUGUUUAGACCUUUUAAGCGAGGAGAGUUAAUUCGAUGCACUGAUCAUCCAUUCAAUGUUGCAGCUAAAUUCAGAGACAAGGCGGGUUUUCCCUAUGUAAACGGGAUGGGUUGACGGAACUCACAUUGCUUGUUAACCCACCAAAUUACACGAAGACGCCUUCGUUAACUGUCAUCUCACCAAAUCUAUGCCAAUGAAGCCAUGGCCGCAUGCCCAGAUUACACGAUCUAUUUCCGAUCAUAGUGUUAUUCACAAUAUAAAUCACUCGACUAAACGCCUAAAUCCAUCAUUUGAAAACGAUUCCACGGUGAAAUGGAGAGCUCGUGUGUAAAAAAAAUUUUUCUCUUAUCCUGUAAAUUGAAUCAUCGUUUAUUAUGUGCUCUUGUUAGUUAUAAAAAAAAAAAACAUAAGUGAGCUAUAGGUUAAAAAAAAAAGUAUACAAGAAUUUCGUACAAUUAUUUAUUGAUUUAUUCAUUCUAUUGAGACAGUGGGGUGUAUCGCUCUUAAGGAACAAUAAUAUAUAGAUUUAGCCAGGGCUAAGAGCGAAGCUCUCGAUAAUAUUUAUAGUUUGUUCAAACAAAUUAUAAAAGCGGCGAAGGCAUGCAACGCCGGAAAACAGUGAAAAACAACAAUAGGUCUAAUUAGUAAAAGCAACUUUGCACGUGCAGCACACUUUUCUUGUACAUUUCUUUGCCGUUGUUUUGCACGACUACAACGUGAAACGUCCAGAAACUUCUUAGUUACACGUUUUAUGGAGGA
Molecule: messenger RNA, 4895 nt
Organism: Porites evermanni
Lineage: Eukaryota; Metazoa; Cnidaria; Anthozoa; Scleractinia; Poritidae
Source: the annotation of a GenBank genome assembly